AUGACGAAGCCAGUCAAGAACUAUGUGUCCAAGACGCGGCUCUUUGUGAUAUUGUUCUAUCGUUUCCUCCAGGCUUUCCUCGAGACGGUGCAAAACCGGACGUUUAUGGAGCACGUCUUUGAGGUAUGGCCCAAGCCCACUGUCAUCAGGGCCCUUUUCGUCGAUUGCGUACCCUGUCAGUGGUCCCGGGAAAUCCGCCAAGGAGAUCACUCGUAA
Colletotrichum graminicola M1.001 is the source of this 216-nucleotide messenger RNA. RefSeq lists its product as uncharacterized. The transcript has a single exon. Lineage: Eukaryota; Fungi; Ascomycota; Sordariomycetes; Glomerellales; Glomerellaceae. The record is from RefSeq and is a predicted model, not a curated record. The coding region runs from base 1 to 216 and encodes 71 amino acids.